AUGCUGAGUAACAUUGAGAAAAGCAAAAACAUGCAGACCAAAACACUAGAUCGGCAUAUGAAGCUACUGACUGUUGGUCGAAAUGAGUCCGGGUUCAAAACUGAUUAUAGUGAUGCAGUUGUAUAUACUGCAUAUCUUACAAAUCUGAUAUACCAUCCCAUGAAUUUUCUCGUAAUGCAGUGUACAAGGUUGAUCCCAAGUUCUUUAAUUUCUAACAAAUCACAAUCAAUAAGAACUAUCAAUGUAGCAAUGGGACCUUUAAGGUCUCGUCAGAAAAUUGCCUUUAAGACAAGAUACCACUGGAUGUUAGACUUAAAAAAAAGCAAAGCUCGUGCAAAAUACCCUUGGAUUCCCAGGGAACCAACAACAUCCAUGGAAAUAUAUGGUCAAAAAAUUAUUUUUCCUGAAAUGUACUUAGAUUUUAUUGUACCUAACAACUUGGACAAAUGUGAACUAAAACCUUACGUUUCAUGGCAAUCGAAGCUAAUUGAGGAAGGACCACUAACAGCUGAAGUAUUAUUUAAUAA
Molecule: messenger RNA, 527 nt
Organism: Schistosoma curassoni
Lineage: Eukaryota; Metazoa; Platyhelminthes; Trematoda; Strigeidida; Schistosomatidae
Source: the annotation of a GenBank genome assembly